CUGACGUGCUGACGCCAUUCAAUAUGGCGGUAGUAGAUAACGUCGCGACGUCGUCAUAAAUACAUUGUCUUAAAUUAUUUGUAGUGCGUCACUAAAUUUAUUUUGUUUUUGCUUAUUUUCUCAAAAUCGGUUCAUUCACUCUGUUUAUAAUGAGUUCUGCUGCAUCUACCCCAUUGUUUGCUUGUUCUCGCUGUUUCUCGAGACAUCCUUUCGAAGAACUGUCUCCAGGAGAACAGCUCUGCAAGGAAUGUCGCGGUUCUUUUCCUGUCGUCAAGUGUACGUAUUGCCGGUCGGAGUUUCAACAAACAAGCAAAUCAAAUACUUCUUCAAUAUGCAAGAAAUGUGAAGCUAAUGUCAAGGCCUAUGGGAAACCCUCAGCAUGUGAAUAUUGCAACACCAUUGCUGCCUUCAUUGGUAAUAAAUGUCAGCGCUGUGCAAACUCCGAACGCAAGUAUGGCCCAGCAGUCACGUGCGAGCAAUGCAAGCAACGCUGCGCCUUUGACCGCCAUGAUGAUAGCAAAAAGGUUGAUGGCAAGCUGUUGUGUUGGCUGUGCACUCAAUCUCUUAAGCGGGCACUGGCGCGGACCAAACAGCAUAUCUCUUCUGUGGACAAGCACAAGCAUAGGGGACACAAAUCAAAAAGCAGUCACAAGGAGAAACGUAAAUCUGACAUGAUGAAAUCCAUCAACACCUCCGACUCGUCGCUGAACGACUCGCAGCCGCUGGAGAAGAAGUCCAAGAUGAACCCCAUGCAAGGUAACCGAGGUGAAGUGGACCCGAACAGUUCCGACCACGUGGUGGCCAUGACGCAGCUCAAGGAAACCAUCGCCAGCUUGCAGAAGAAAGUCCAGCAGAAGGAUAACGAACUACUGGCUAAGGAUAAACUGAUAACCGAGCUAAAGGCGCAGCACCACAACAACUCAACCUACAUCCAGAACGAGAUGAAGAACAAGGAGCGCCUCAACGAGACCAAGUUCAACCUCAUGAACACCAAGAUCCAGAGCCUGCUGAAGGAGGUGGCCACCCUCAGCAAGUCCGCCAAGAAGAACAACAAGAACGCCAAGAUGGCGCUCAACACUGAGAACAGCGGCAGCGGGACUGACAGCCCAAGCACCAAUUAGGACAAUUCAUUAUCGGGGCCUAUUCUUAAUUUGUUGCAGGUAAAUGGGAAAAUCAGAGAUUCAUGUUCGAUGUGUUGCCUCUGUCGCACUUGUAAAUUCGUACGUAAGUGAUAGGGAGGCACAGACAAGACAUCUUCCAGACUGAGCAUAGUAGUUCUACCCCCUCUGCCACAAAUAUACGGUAGUUUUACUCCAUUUUCGAGUCAAAGUGUCUUUGUGUGACGCCCGUGUCUUUGAACGGACCAAUCACGGCACGGGACUCGCUCACUUCGUCCCCCGCACCCCCGUA
This is a messenger RNA of Cydia splendana, 1410 nucleotides long. RefSeq names its product protein FAM76A. The record is from RefSeq and is a predicted model, not a curated record. Gene Ontology annotation, cellular component: nuclear speck. Bases 150 to 1121 code for a protein of 323 amino acids. Lineage: Eukaryota; Metazoa; Arthropoda; Insecta; Lepidoptera; Tortricidae. The transcript is spliced from 8 exons.